GUGCUCCAAUCCUCUGGCACCUCCAACAUGGACUCGACGUCCACUCCACCGACCUCGCCCAUGAGCGGCCACCAACAUCGCGUUUCAAUAGCAAGUGCCUUGCGCACCCCGAGGAGCUCCAGCCGCCUGAGUCUUGGAGGUCGCGGAGGAAGCAGUCGCGCAUCCGAUGAAGACUCCAAGACUGCGGUGAAAGUGGGUGCGUACCCUGCCGUCAACCCCUAUCCUCCUUCUUCGCUGACUGGCGUACAGNCCGUUCGAGUGCGUCCUCCCCUCCAACCAGCCGACCCAGGCUACGACUUGAUUCCCCAGCGUUUCCGCACUUCUACCUGCGACGUCUCUUCUGCCACCAAUCUCGCCAUCCAAUCGACCCAGGGAAAGAAGCUGUUCGUCUUCGAUCGUGUCUUCGGUGAGGAAACAACACAACAAGGCGUUUGGGAAUAUGUCAGCGACAGCGUCGAUUCCUUCAUCCAGGGCUACAAUGUCUCCAUCCUUGCAUAUGGUCAAUCGGGCGCUGGAAAGUCGUAUACUAUGGGUACGGCUGGUUCCGAAGGCGCUUUCGACCCUNGCAUUGUUCCUCGCGCUGCCGCCGCUCUUUUCGAGAAGCUCAAUGUUUCUUCAACCACAUCGGCUCCCCUGACUCCGAGCAAAUCAGGCCUUCGUUCUCCUUCACGCUAUUCAGUCUCGGCAGUCCCUAGCCUCUCGAAUCUGCACCGCCAAACGAAUAGCGACAAAUCGUGGGCAUUGACGGCCACUUACGCUGAGAUUUACAAUGAACAGCUCCGCGACUUGCUCGUUCCCAGUACUGUGCCUGAAGCCGACCGGCCCCAGGUCUCUAUUCGCGAAGACACGAAGGGACGCAUUCUGCUUACUGGCCUAACUCAGAAACCUAUCAACUCGGCAGACGACCUUCUGGAGGCCUUGAGCUUUGGUUCCAAUAUCCGCCAAACCGACUCGACCGCUAUCAACGCCAAGUCUUCGCGCUCUCACGCCAUCCUUAGUUUGAAUCUUACUCUGAAGAAAGGGCCCUCAGCCAACAGACGCGCUUCCGUUCAAGUCGACAAUUCUACUUCCAGCGACGUCAUUGUGACUACCGAAAGCAAGCUCCACUUCGUCGAUCUAGCAGGUAGUGAACGACUGAAAAAUACAGGUGCUCAGGGCGAUAGAGCAAAGGAGGGUAUAUCAAUCAAUGCCGGUCUCGCUAGCNUUGGGAAGGUCAUUUCGCAGCUGUCCACUGCAAAGCAGGGUGGCUACAUAUCCUACCGCGAUUCUCGAUUGACUCGUCUCUUGCAAGACUCUCUAGGCGGGAAUGCUAUCACCUACAUGGUCGCUUGCGUUAAUCCCGCCGAGUUCCAUCUUAGCGAAACACUCAACACUGUCACCUAUGCUCAACGUGCUCGCGCGAUUCAAAGCAAGCCUGAAAUUCAACAGACGACUGAGGAGGCUGACAAAGCAUCUAUCAUUGCUCGUUUGCAAGCGGAGGUCGCGUUCCUUCGAGAACAGGUCAACAAAAAUAACGAANAAGGCGAACAGCGCAUCCUGGCUGCUGGAGAUCACAAAGAGCGUCGCGAAAGCGAGUUACAGGAUCAGCUCAUGGACAUGCAGGAGAGUUACAAUGCCCUCAGUGGACGCCAUGCUAAACUCAUAUCCGAGAUUUCAAAAGCCAAGGAAAACAAUCAGGAGGACACUCCGACUCUCAGAGACGCUGUUGGAGAGUCGGCUAUGGAGAGACUCAAGCGCUCUAACUCGUUUGCUGAAGCUGUUGAACAAGUUGUCAUGGAAUACGAGAAGACCAUUCAAUCGCUGGAGGCCUCCUUGUCCAACACGCGCUCCACGCUUUCUGCAAGCGAGAGCUCACUCAUGGAGCGUGAAGCUAGAAUCGCUUACAUGGAGUCGCAAGCCCAACAGCUACAAGUCCGGCUGCAGAAAGCUAGCGAGCGUGAAGCUAACAAUGAUGCCUACCUUCGAGACNUUAGAAACCCAGAUAGAGGGUGCAACAACCAGCGAAGAGAAAAGUUCCGCCCUUGUUGCCAGUUUACGAAAAGAGUUGAGCCGAGUAAAAGACACGGAAAACAAUGCCGAGCAGUAUAUCGCAACAAUCGAGGAGAAACUGGCAGAAGCAGAGCAAGACCGANNGAGAUCAUGCAGCGCGAGCUCGAUCGUCUUGAGAAUGUUAUUGAACGCCAAAGAAGUAUCGGUAGACUGGACAACCUUCUUGCAGAACUUGACAACAUCCGUCAUAGUGAACAGACUGGACGGCCUCAGCAGCUUAACGGUCACUCAGUCGAUGUCAAGGAUUACAGUACACUCGACGAGGAGUCGGUUGUUCGCAGUCCAGUGGCUUCUGAUGAACAAGCACUAGGACGGCCUGAAGAACCAGCAAUGCCCGUCUCAGAAACUAACAGACCGACCACGUCUACCACUCAACAGAGUCAGGAUGUGGAAGAUUUACGCAGAAAAGAUGAGCAGCAAGUGGCCCAGUCCAAAUUCAUGGCCGACAAACUCGAAACCAUGACGCAAGAACUCUUCGACCUUCGUAGCGAACACGAGACAACGAUCAAUGAUUAUGACAAUCUUCAACGCAAGUAUGAAACUGCACUGCAAGCACUCGCCAAGAUGCAUGAAACACACGAAGAGGAAACCAGACCGGAUUCGAGAAACUCAGACAAGCCAGAGUCUUUUUUAGAGGGCGCGGGGGUGAAUGGCAUGAAGGGGGAUGGACAACCGGCCGCAUCCUCGCGUUCCUUGGCAGCGGAGUUGUCAUCGGGGUCGUUAUCGCGACACUCUUUCACUACAACGAACGAGGAGUCGGACGAAACAAAUGGGGCUCAAGGCAGAGUCCAGAAAGAUAUUGAGAGUGACGAUGCAAGCACGAUCGUUGAUGAGGACGAGGCACCGCUUCGUCCAGAAGAACGGGCACUUGCCCAUGAAAUGGAAAUGCUGAGGCAGCUGCACAUCCAGCGUGAAUCCAGCUUGAAGGAGAUCUCGGACAACUACAUGAGACUGUCCGGAGAACACAAGAACGCUCUAGGUCAGGUUGAAGAUCUGAAGCGUGAAAUACAACGAGCUCAACUGGCGACCAACAGACAAUCAUCACCUUCGCUAGUUAAACCCAUCAUCCGUCGCAAGCCCAGUCAGGAUCUCAUGGCCAAUACCACAACCAACAACGAUCGAGCAAUGCGUUCAUUCGCAUCACUGCGCAAUAUUGCGCUCGACAAUUUCGAGUCGAACAUUGAUGUCCGCCAGAACUUCGAAAUUCAUCUCAACACCAUCAUGGGUGAUCUCCAUGACCGGACUGAGAAAAUGCAGGCACUCGACGCAGAAGUCACAGCUGCUCGAAGAGACCUCGACGCUAAGACUGCUAUAAUCACGGGCUUGACACGCGAGAGGGCUAGUGUUUCGGCUGCCAACACUGUUGACUUUACUGUUGUCGGCCAUAUGCGCGAUCAACUCACACGGAGCGAGCAGCAGGUGACCUUCCUCCGCGAAACUCACGAAAGCAGGGAGAAGGAGCUUCAGUCCCAGGUCGAUGAACUCAAAUCGCAAUUACAGCAACACGUCGAAAGAGAUGUAGUCGCAGGUAGUGAACGCUCGCAUGACGAUAGCGACGAUCGCGUCGCUCAUCUGCAGAAGCAACUGUCUAUUUGGGAGUCUAACCAUGCCCAAACCACGACUUCCAUGAAGGAGUCUGAAACUAGGCUGCUGGCUACUAUCGCAACUCUGGAGCAUUCUCUUUCUGAGGCACACAAGUCAGUCGCCAGUCGCGACGCCGAGUACGAUGCAGCAAUUGCCAAUCUUGACCAGGAGCGAGCUCAGCACCAAGAGCUUGUUGACUCGCUACAGAAGCAGAUUGGUGACUACCAAGCUGCUAGCAAGGAACACACUCAGAAGCUUUCGCUGCUCGAGCAGUCCUACGCAAGCAUUAGGCAGCAAGUCGAUGAAGACAGCAAGGGCAGAGAACUUACAGAGAAGGAGCUGCAAACUCACCGCAAUCUGGUAACAAAUCUGGAAAGUCAGAUCGAAGCUCAUAAGUCCGCGAUUGGAAUACAUGAGCAGAACCUAGAAACUCUCAAAGCAUCACAUACGGAAGAGCUUGAGAGCCUCAACACUGCUAUGGCGACAGCUGAGCGAGACUUCCACGAGAGACACGCAGCCUUGGAAGCACAGCACAAGUCCGUCCAGCAAGACCUUCAGCGAUCUCAGGUCGAUCUGGAAGAGUUGCUUGGCGAAGCAUCAGCCAUUCUGGGCCAUGAAACCGAUGUUGGACGAUUCCACUCCCAUCUGACUGACUUUGUUGGACAAAACAGAGACAUCAGUACUGGCAAGAACAACGAGCAAGAUCUUGAGGCCGCUCAAACCAAGGUUGCUGCUCUUGAGGCCGAAAUUGCACAACUGAAGACAAGCAACCAGGAGAUCACGUCUAACAUGGAGCGUGCAGUGGAGAACGAACGUAAGAGCGCUGCUUUAGUGCAAGAGUUGGAGGAUCAGCUCAACUCCACAUACGAUCUACACCAAGAUACAAGCAACAGACUGUCUGCCAUACAAAGCGAGCGGCACACACAACUCGAGGAGGCGACAAGUGCAAAGAACGAGAUGAAGAAAGAACUUGAGGAUGCCAGACUGAAGGUCUCGUUACUUGAGUCUCAGCUUGCCGAGCUGCAACGCCGUUCGAUGGCUUCUACUUCUCGUGAUUCGAUGAACUAUGCUCGCGAGUCACUAUCUCCUGAAGCUGCAGCAUUUGCACUUGCUCGUACAAGUUCGCAAACCUCUUUGAUGCGUCCAAAGUCCAAUGCCACCAACCCAGCUUCAGGACUUCCCUCUCCACCGCCUGCAAUUCCUCUGCCACCUAUCCCAACUCCAGGUCUCAAUGGUCUGAGCCCCUUCCUAAGCCAGAGUAGCAGCGUACCCAUGGGCUUGGGUAUUGAUGCUCGUACUUCGAGCCCUGCACCUACCACUACCUUCACCGCUUCGUCUCCUCCUGGGACGCCCCACCACAGCUCCUUCCCACUACCACCAUCGACUGCACCUUCGACUGUACAGCCUGAUCCCGGCUAUGCGCAAGUGAUUGAGGAGCAGGAGUCUCGCAUUCGUACUAUCGAGAAGCAUUUGUUUGCCGAAAAGCAGCUUACAGCUACGCUGGAAGAGGCUCUUGUCGAUCUCGAGACGUCACAGAAUAAAACCAGACAAGAUCUUGAAUCAUGGAGGAAGAAGUGUUCAAACUUGGAAGACGAGCUAGUGGGAUUACGAAAGGAGCGCACAAACUCAAGAGCAAGCAUGCAGCAAGUAGAGGAAGAGAGGGAGAUGAGGCAUCGUGCGGAGCGCGCGAGACAGGCGCUCGAAGAACGUAUGCGAGAAUUGAACGCGGGACAGAAGAAGAAGAAGGGAAUGUUGAACUGUUUCUAG
Messenger RNA from Aureobasidium musti, 5400 nucleotides. NCBI's taxonomy places the organism in Eukaryota, Fungi, Ascomycota, Dothideomycetes, Dothideales, Saccotheciaceae. The record is from the annotation of a GenBank genome assembly.